This is a messenger RNA of Cinara cedri, 721 nucleotides long. Lineage: Eukaryota; Metazoa; Arthropoda; Insecta; Hemiptera; Aphididae. The record is from the annotation of a GenBank genome assembly.
AUGGACCUAUUAAGAGAAUUUAGACACGAUGUUGAGAAGAGUGCAAGAAAGCUAAUCAAAUUCGGCAAUAAUAUUAUAUACUACAGGAAUGCAACCUUGAAGGAUAAUCUCUACAUCGAAGGGUUCACUUUAGAGCAGGUAGGAGACUUCCAGUUAUUGCAGGGAGUUGACACAAACGAAAAAAUAAUAUGCAUAGUGAAAUUAGGAUGUAACAGUAACAUGUGUUACUUUACAAUGAAAGGAAUUUUCUUCUUCAAGUUAUUGUUCAGACGCACAAAAGAGCGCCUAAACAUGCAUGUGACCCAUAUUGACGUACGCAUGCAACACAUGGUCUAGCGCCCAGGAUGAUGAAGAUAAACUGCAGGGUUUCGAGAGCAAAAUAUUAAGGAAAAUAUAUGGAACGUUACACAAUAAUGACUUGGAACGAUUUGAAAGAAAAACUAAUGAAAACCUGAAUCAGCUGUUCAAUAAGCCGAGUCUACGUCAUUUCUUAGUCAAAAAGAGGUUAGAAUGGGCUGCAGGACACAUCUGGCGAGCCGAGGGCUCGCUCAUUAAAAAAGUUGCGGAAGACAAGCUAACGGGAAAAAGACCAAGAGGCAGGCCUUGGCAGAAACGGUAUGACAGGAGAAAAAGAUCUAAAAAAGUCAAUCCAUUGCUGGAUAUGAGACCGGCAUUGGAUAGAGAGAGGUGGAAAAGCAUUUUAGAAGCGCCGAUGUCCUAA